Beta vulgaris subsp. vulgaris (sugar beet) is the source of this 1891-nucleotide messenger RNA. RefSeq lists its product as uncharacterized. Gene Ontology annotation, biological process: regulation of DNA-templated transcription. The record is from RefSeq and is a predicted model, not a curated record. Gene Ontology annotation, molecular function: DNA binding. Bases 108 to 1751 code for a protein of 547 amino acids. NCBI's taxonomy places the organism in Eukaryota, Viridiplantae, Streptophyta, Magnoliopsida, Caryophyllales, Amaranthaceae. The transcript is spliced from 5 exons.
UCCCUUCCCACUUUUUAUAUUCUCCCAAAACCCUUUCUCCAAAACCUCCAAAUUUCCCUCAUAAAAAUGGCAGACUCAUUUUCUCUCACUCUCACACUCACUCAAGUAUGAUAGUAACAUACUUCACUCCAUCAAACCUUAAUCUCUCUCCAACUUCUCCACACUCUCUCCCUUUACUAAAAAUGGACUCCCAAAUCUCCGACAAAAUCAAAUUAACUGUCACCGACAUCCUUAAUUCUUCCGACAUUGAUUCCAUCACUGAGAAACAAGUCCGACAUUUAGUCUCCCAAAAACUCAACCUUGACCUCUCCGAUUUACCCUACAAAAUUCUCGUCCGACAAAUUAUUGAAUCUUUCUUGCUUUCAAUUCCCGACAACUACCAAAACGACGACGUUUUGCCCACCUCCAUGAAUGUUGCUCAGAAAGAAACAGUUGUUAAAGAAGAACAAGAAAAUAAUCCUGUUGUUCAUUCAUGUCGUGUUAUUUGCAAGUUAUCACAAAAGAGAGAUGUUGCUGUCAGAAGUUCUGGAGGGAGAAAAGUUGUGUCAAUAAGAGAAGAAUCAUGGAAGGAUGGGAAGGUCAUGCCUGUACCAAAAUUUAGCUUAUUUCCUGACCAAUGGUCAAUCUUUCGGGAGAGCUUCCCUACAAUUGAAGAAGCCAUAGCAAAGGUUGAAUCAAGACUAAGAUCUGAACUUGAGACUAAACAAGCUGAUGCUAAGCAUCAUAUCUCUGCAAAUAGAAGCAAACAGAAUGGUGGUGGACACAGUGGAGCUGAACCUAUUAGAAAAGAUGGUGCACACAAUAGACUUGUGGCCACUAGAGGACGAACUGAAGAUGCAUCAGUUGUGGCUUCUGCACCUCAAAGACUUGUACCUAUUGAGAUUAUUCGUUUUGAUUGUAAGAAUUAUCAGCAAUGGGAAGAUCGAAUGGAACAGUAUUUGAACCAAUUGAAAGUUUCGUAUGUGCUUUCUGAGCCGUGCCCAAGUGCCGUGGGAGUCGUAGACAGGGAACUUUCGCAGACUUUAUCUGCUGUAGAAAGAUGGAUGGACGAUGACCAUAUUUGUCGUCAAAAUAUCUUAAAUUCCUUAUGUGACAAUCUUUUAAGACAUUUCUCGAAGAAAUCAGGCACUGCUAGAGAUCUUUGGGAAGAACUCAAGCUCAUCUAUCUGCAUGAAGAGCAUGGAGCAAAUGUUUCUCUUGUUAAGAAGUAUACUGAAUUCCAAAUAAUUGAAGAAAAAUCCAUCUUUGAACAAGUGCACGAGUUUAAUCAAAUUGCAGACGCUCUUAUUGCUUCUGGCAUGUAUGUUGAGGAAAAGUUUCACGUCAAUGUCAUCAUUUCCAAGCUUCCCCCGUCCUGGAAACCGUACAGCAUCCUGUUGAUGAAGGAAGACCAUUUACCUGUAUGGAUGCUGAUGAAUCAUCUAAAGGCAGAAGAGGAAUCUUGUCACAAGGGAAACAAGGGUGAUGCUCUUGUUUCUAGGGCUGAUUUGCCCGUUUUUCAGCCAUCCAAGAAAUUUGGACCCCAGAGGUUUCCUAUGAAGAGGCCUGGAGUACCUCAUGUAAACCAUGAAUUGGACCAGGAUAAGAAGGUUAAGUUCUGCAGCAUUUGUAAAAAGAAGGGACAUAACCCAGAGCAGUGUUGGUUCAGGAAACCUGAGGGAAAGGAUAACACAAAUGAAAAAGAUAGUGUCACAUCUGCAAAUGUGGUUGCUGGGGAUCACGUGGAUGAUGCUGCAAACAGCAGUUAUUAGGGGAGCUAUGUUCCCUCUCAUAUCCUUGAUCCACUUUCCACAAGUUGUAGCAGCAGCAUUCAUGGCUGCACUUACCCUUGUACUUGCUGUGUCAAACUGUCCACCUAUUAUCGCCUCAAGACCUGCUUCUAGAACACCUG